Myzus persicae (green peach aphid) is the source of this 2405-nucleotide messenger RNA. RefSeq names its product maternal protein tudor-like. The coding region runs from base 573 to 2156 and encodes 527 amino acids. The record is from RefSeq and is a predicted model, not a curated record. NCBI's taxonomy places the organism in Eukaryota, Metazoa, Arthropoda, Insecta, Hemiptera, Aphididae. The transcript is spliced from 2 exons.
UUCUCCACUUCUGAUUGGUGGAUUUUUGUCCAUGUUAUUUAUGUUUACCAGUGACAUCCAAUAAGCAGUGAAGAACUGCAAUCCUGUCGAAGUAAAGAGCGGAGGGUGCGGAUAUCUAUUUAAUUAAGUAACUACCUACCUGUUACCAUUCCCCUAAUGUAAUCACUAAUCCCCAUUCAUGCUCUCACUAGCGUGUACUGCCGUAGUGCCGUGUAGUAGUACGCGCCGUAGACCGUGGGACUGUGCUAUAUAAUUGUAGUGCUGUACAGACAUACAGUCCUCAGAAUUAGUUAUUAAUAUUAAUAUUUAAUGACAAUACCUAUAUAAUAAUACUUUUAGGUAACUUAUAAUUAUUUUAGUGUGUGUGUGAUGGCACGACGCGAAAACUGACCAUGUGCAUCAAGGAUUUUGUUAAUUUAUUCAUCGAAAAUUGACACUCACAACUCAUCACCAGUUAGUGAUGAUAUUUUGGUGUCAUGUUUAAGAGUUAGUGAAACGUAAAAAUCGUGUCGUCGUAAUUAUCGGAAAUCAGAUUCAGAUACAACCUUCGUAGAUCAUCAUAACGCUAAAUCAUGUGUGUUAAAUUGAAUACUGUGGAAGUUAAAUGUUGGGAUGCCUAUAUUUCAUAUUUUUAUUCAUUUAAGAACUUUUAUAUACAAAAUAAAAAUGAUCAACAGGCUAUUCAAGAUAUAACAGCAAGCCUUCAACUUCUUGAAAAUGAAGAUUUAAUGUCGGUUUCCAUGAUGCCCGGAGAUCUAGUUGCCGCAAAGUAUGAAAAUGAUGGUCUUUGGUAUAGAGCUAAAAUUUUAAAUAUUGAGGAAAAUGCUUUCACAGUUCAAUUUAUUGAUUAUGGAAAUUCAGAGUUGUCAACAAAUCUUAAAAUGUUACCUGAAAAAUUAGCUUGUUACCAUGCAAUGGCGUAUCAUUGCAUGCUUGAUGAUGUGGACCAUGAAGAAUAUGUAAUUUCAACUGUAAAUGAUAUAUAUGAUUUAAUUUUUGACUUUUUAGGAUCUGUUGAAGUAAUUGUAACUUUUUUAAACAACGAAGAAACCUAUUUGGUGAAUAUGAGGUGGGAUGAUAGAUGUAUAAAAACAUUAGUAAAUAACAUUAUUUCAUACGGAAUUACUCCAAAGACAUAUGAAACCUUGAAGGCAAUUGAUCAUUCUGGUGCAAAGAUGGUUGUGAAUCUCAUUUAUACUCAGUCAGUAAAUGAAUUCUAUGUAGAAACUGAAGAUAGUAAAAAAAUACAAAAUAAAAUUGAAUAUAUUCUUGAAAAUGAAACUAUUUGGGAACCGUUGACUGAAUAUAAAAUUGGUAAAAUAGCUAUUGCAAAAAGUAUAACUGACAAUAGAUGGUACAGAGUAAGGCUUUUAAUGAUACAUGAGGAAGGUGAAUGUACUUGUUAUUUCAUAGAUUAUGGAGUUCAAGACAAAUGUUCAGAAUUUUAUGAAGUGUUUGGUUAUUUAAAAUCAGCUCCUCCGUUUAUUAAACUGUGUUCAUUGCAUAUUCCAACUUUGAAAAAAAAUAAAAAGCUGUUUGAGUGUUUAUCAAAAAGUUUUAAGGAUGAAAUGGAACAAUAUAAACAUAAAAAGAUGACUAUAACUGUAGUUAAAACUGGCGAACCAACUGUAGUUGAACUCUUUGUUGAUGAUUUUAAUGUGGCCCAACUAAUCAAACCUAUUCCUGUCAUCGUGUUUAAUAUUAUUCAUUUGAAUAUAUUAACAGUUCAAGUAAAUUCUCCUAGUAGACAAGCUGUAAUGAGUGAAUUAAGUACAAUUAAAACUUUAAAUCCUGUUGAAAAACCAAAAUAUUGUAAAAUUUAUGGAGCUUUGGUAAACAAUCACUGGUACCGUGCAGAAUUAAAAAAUAAGUCUAAAGGUUUUAUGGAUGUAAUGUUAGUGGAUAUGGGAAGUAGUGUGCUAAAUGUAGAAAAACUGUUCGAGCUUCCUAAACAUUUACAAAAUGUUCAAUACUUGACUUUACGUUGUUCACUUGGGCUAGAUGAGAAGUAUUUCAGUCUUAAUAAACUGAAACAAAUAUGUAAUAGUAAAACAGAGUUCAUGAUGAUAGUAUUAGAAAACAAUAACAUUGAUGGACAUCUUAUACGUUUAUUUUUGAAUGAUGAAGAUGUUAUGACAAUCAUAAAGAAAGAUUGAAUAAAUAAUUGUUGUGUAUUUCUGUAUGAAUUUUUCUAUUUAUAAACAUUAACUUUAAUUAAUUAAUUAAUUUUUUUUUGUUAACAAUUUGCACUAUGGUAAUACAUAUCCAAAAUAUGAACAUUUAUCAUAACUUUUAAUUAUUAAUUACAUUUGUCAAUUUUAAUCCUUUUUUUGUAUUGCUUAUAGAAAAUAUAAUUAGACCUAUAUACUCAUUAAACAGUUAAAUUACUAUGUUGAUAAAACUAA